Acaulospora morrowiae is the source of this 1086-nucleotide messenger RNA. Lineage: Eukaryota; Fungi; Glomeromycota; Glomeromycetes; Diversisporales; Acaulosporaceae. The record is from the annotation of a GenBank genome assembly.
AUGGCGAUCAGGCGAUCACAAGACUGCCACGUUGUUGGACAAGUGAAUAAUUAUAAAUAUCGUAAAGCAUUUCACAGAAUUUUGUUUCUCAAAAAUUUAUUUAUGGAAUCAAAUUUGAAAGAAGAAUUGCUACAAUACAUCAAAGUAAAUCUAUCAACCAUCUACUUUAAAACGUUACAGGAGAAUGAAAACGAGCCGAGCGAUGAUGAAAAACUGGCAUACAUGAGGCAAACUCUGGAUGAUCCAGCAUUGUUUUUGUCAAAAUGGGGAAAGUAUUUGCCAAAAGAGCAAUUGUUGAAAUUUGAAGGAUUAAGAGCCGACUACGAAGUCAAUUGGCACCUAAGUCAGAUACAAAAAUCCACGCCUUUAUCAGUAUCUCGAGAUUUGCAUCCCAACGCUCGUCAUAACAAAAAAAUAUUAAACAGACGAUAUAGAUAUCUUAUAACUAAACUUGACAACAGUUCGUAUUUUAGCGAUGAAGCCAUGGAAUACCGGGAACCGUUGUUGUAUGAAGACUAUGUGGGUCAAUACAUACCUGAUGAGGAAAGAUAUCCUCCAUUUGCCGACAAUGUUGAUUUAGUAGAUAGAAUGUUGUACGAUAUUGAUUCCGUGAAUGUCAGAGAAUCGACGGAGAAUGUUUCUACAAAUAUUAGUAGUCCGCAGGUACAGGAACAAUCGACAGUGAUGCAGGAGCCAUCAGGAGAUGAUAUUGUUAAUAGCAACGGAGAAGUAGAAAACGGAGAAGUAGAAAGUGGAGUAACAACUUUGGAGUCCAAUCGACCGCAUAUAUCGGAUGAGGAAAAAGAACAGUUAAGGACGGAUCUUGUCGACAUAAUGAGGGAAAAAUUUGUUUCUGGAAAUGACCCUUAUUUCGACUAUGAUACCGUAGAUUUCAAUGAAGAAUACGAUGACAUUAGCAUCGAAGAACAAGACAUUCAGGGUAAAUCAGUAGCAUUGAGAUUAUAUCCAUAUUUGUCUAAUCCGACGAUAUGGAUGAAGUUGAUACAGGAACAGGUGUUUUGGAUUACUGAAUUUGCACCGACCUACGUUGUAAUUCAACAACCAAUAAGUGAUAAUUGUGAUUAA